ACUCGCGCAUCGAUUAGUGCUGUCUGCUUCUGGUGCGCGCGCCUCCUCACACGGAGUGAGAAGCCGUCCGAUAAUAAAAACACUAACAGCUACGAGCCAUGUUAAUGUUUCCAGGCUGUUUCUGAAACACCGAAGCUACAAACCAAAACAAAGUCGAUGGUUUGCGGUUGUUAUUCGCUCGUCGGUUAGCCUAGCUAACCCGUUUAGCUGCCAGAGACUGGUUAGCUACUAGCUAACAGGGUUCGGUUGCAGGUUAGCUUAACGGAAAACUAACCGUACAGUUGUUUGAGUUUGAAAGCUGCAAACUGACGCAGACAUGCAGGAGUUACUGGCCAACGUGGAUCACAUCAAGUUUGACCUGGAGUUUGCUGUGGAGCAGCAGCUCGGAGCGCAGCCUCUGCCUUUCCCUGGCAUGGAUAAGUCCGGGUCAGCUGUGUGUGAGUUCUUCAUGAGGGGAGCUUGUAUGAAAGGCGGGAUGUGUCCGUUCCGUCACAUCAGCGGAGAGAAGACGGUGGUGUGUAAACACUGGCUCAGAGGCCUGUGCAAGAAGGGAGACCAGUGCGAGUUUCUCCACGAGUACGACAUGACCAAGAUGCCCGAAUGCUACUUCUACUCAAAAUUCGGAGAGUGUAGCAACAAGGAGUGUCCCUUCCUGCACAUCGACCCGGAGUCAAAGAUCAAAGACUGUCCGUGGUACGACCGAGGAUUCUGUAAACACGGUCCCGACUGCAGACACAGACACACACGGCGGGUAAUCUGUGUAAACUACCUGGUGGGCUUCUGUCCUGAAGGGAAAGCUUGUAAAUUUAUGCACCCUCGGUUUGAGCUGCCAAUGGGAACGUCCGAACAGCCUCCUCUGCCACAACAAGCACAAAUUCAGACCAAGGCUGCGUCUGUCAACCGCUCAUCGCUCUCUCUCAUCCAGCUGACCAACACCAGCCCCAUCCAGCGGCCGCAGAACAACAUAAACUCUGGAGUCCAGCAGAACCACAUGUCCGUCAACAGAGGGCCUCGGCCUCUGGACCAGGUCACCUGCUACAAGUGUGGAGAGAAGGGCCACUACGCCAACAAAUGUAAUAAGGGUCACCUCGCCUUCCUGAGCGGACAGUAGCCUUCAGCCUCCAGGGUUUAAAUCCAACAUGGACACCAGCUGCCCCGGACGUCACAGCGGCUGAAGGCAGGACGCCUCUGAGACCUCCGGCUUCUCCACACGGAGGUGGACCCGGCCACAAGGAGAAACGGGCGGCGUGAGCGCAAAACUAAACUACUCCCGUUUACUGCCACAUGGAAAAAAACACCAACGAAUGAAUUAAGGACAGAUUAAUGUUGCGGAAGAGGAAAGGGCUGAUGUACAACAUUCAGAACUUUUUUUUUUUUUACUUUACCGGACAAACAACUUUGUAAAACGGAGGAAUUAAACAAAUUAAGACGGUCCUAUACGAGCGCAUUACCUUCACUUUCUUACUGUACAUCUCAGGCCAUGUGACUGCACCAGCAUUCUGCUGCCCUAAUGUCUAACUGCAGAAGCAACAAGUGGCGGCAGCAGGAACCAGACCGCCUCUACCGCGGACGUCAGAGGCGGCCUCGGACCGAGCCUCGGCGGUACGGAUCAGCCGGGGUGCUUUAGUUCACAGCCAACUAAUGCAGUCUGGAUUUAUUGUCUGUACCAAAUAAAUGGCGUUUUUG
Messenger RNA from Poecilia latipinna (sailfin molly), 1686 nucleotides. It is a transcript of the gene cpsf4, whose product is annotated as cleavage and polyadenylation specific factor 4. Gene Ontology annotation, molecular function: zinc ion binding; RNA binding. The record is from RefSeq and is a predicted model, not a curated record. The transcript has 8 exons. NCBI's taxonomy places the organism in Eukaryota, Metazoa, Chordata, Actinopteri, Cyprinodontiformes, Poeciliidae. Bases 317 to 1111 code for a protein of 264 amino acids.